Molecule: messenger RNA, 1821 nt
Organism: Anolis sagrei ordinatus
Lineage: Eukaryota; Metazoa; Chordata; Lepidosauria; Squamata; Anolidae
Source: RefSeq, a predicted model, not a curated record
GCCAUGUGAUCUCUUCCAAAUCCUAUUAUUCUAUUAUUCCUCACAGUCACCAUGAGAAUGCAGAAAGUGGGUCCAGUCAAGUCCCGGCGUCCGGUGGAGCCCCGGCAUCCAUUGUGCCCCAGCCUGGCACUCUGGACACCCUCCCUGGCCACAAGAGAGCCUUCAAGAGGAAACACUGCUCCUCUCCAUUGUCAACCAGCUCCACCGAGAGCAUCUCUUAUGGGAUCCCCCAGAUAUUCAAGGCCAAGGGGGGGAAGAAGACUCUGAAGAGCACACAUGGGCAGGACAAUUUGAGGAAAGAGCCGAGCUGUUCGCAGAGCAGCCACUUGUAAGUGCUGCAUGUAAGGUGGGAGCUUUCUUUCUCCAUUCCUGUUCCGAUUGCUUUGAGGAGGCUGGGAGGAAGAGGCUGCUCUCUGGAAGCAGAGAAUGAUAGUUUAUGUUGCUCUCGCCUCGUUGACGGGGGUUUAUAGUGAGGGGGAGGGGGAAGAGCCUGCAGCCACCAACCCAACCCAACAGAGAGCUUCAUUUUGCCUUCCUGCAGGGAGAAUGGCCCCCACAGGACCAUGCAGGUGAAAAUGGAUGUUGUGGAGACGCCUCGCCAAGAAGCAUCCAACCUCCAGGCCCCAGCCUUGUGCCCCGACAGCCCGAAGUGGAUGAGUGUUUCCUUUGUCAGGAUCAACCCAAACGAGCCAUCAAAACUGACUCCCAAACUACAGGCACUUUCCGAAGCCAUGAAGGUGCGUGCCGAGGCCGAGAAAGCAGCCAGACUGCAGCAGGAGGACCACAGUGUCUGCACGGAGCAGACAAGUCAGGGAGGAGCUCCUCCUUCUUCCCCACAGCCAGGCCCAAGCUGGCCAGCGGGUCCGGAUCCAAUGCCUGUCGUAUUUGGCUCGGGAGUCCCUUUGAGCCAUGAAGAGUUGCUGCCCCCUGUGACUGAGACGGAGGUCGCCAGAUCUGGCCUUCCUCAAGGUCCGGAUCCGAUGCCUGUCGUAUUUGGCUCGGGAGUCCCUUUUAGCCAUGAAGAAUUGCUGCCCCAUGUGACUGAGACGGAGGUCUCCAGAUCCGGCCUUCCUCAAGGUCCGGAUCCGAUGCCUGUCGUAUUUGGCUCAGGAGUCCCUUUUAGCCAUGAAGAAUUGCUGCCCCCUGUGACUGAGAUGGAGGUCAGCAGAUCCGGCCUUCCUCAAGGUCCGGAUCCGAUGCCUGUCGUAUUUGGCUCAGGAGUCCCUUUGAGCCAUGAAGAAUUGCUGCCCCCUGUGACUGAGAUGGAGGUCGCCGGGCCCAGCUCCUCAUCCGUUGCUGUUCCUCAGCUUCCUUCUCCAAGCGCCGCCCCGAGCAACGGCGGAGGGGGUUUCGUAGCUAAGACCCCCAUCAAAUAUUCCUCCUCAGUGCUGCGUCCCGCCACCCUCGCCGCUCCCACUCCCAGUAAUAGGCAGGCCCAACUGACCCCCAGUAGUGGGCCCCCCCAGACAUCUGCCGGUCCCACCCAAGGGCCUGUGGAGUUGGGCAGCCCCUUUGGCUUUCCAGCCUCCGGAUCCAGCACCAGCGGGGCCUUGCAGGCCGCAUACAGCCUCCCCGGGCCCUCGGGCUCCUUUCACUUCGGGGUGGGCACCCCAACAGCUAGCGGAGGAAGGGCCUUGGGCAACUAAGCAGAUUUGGAACCACCGAUGGGUCCCUCCUGCUACCUCUGAUGAACCUGGUGGGCAGCGCUGCCCAGGCUGCCUCCUCUUUCUCUUCCUCCAGCGGCUUCAGCUUCAGCUUCAUCUUCAGCAUUCCGGGGGACUCCCAGACCCAGAUGGCAUUACAAGGUGGUGAGUCCUUGGC